This is a messenger RNA of Chaetomium globosum CBS 148.51, 354 nucleotides long. RefSeq lists its product as uncharacterized. The transcript has a single exon. The coding region runs from base 1 to 354 and encodes 117 amino acids. NCBI's taxonomy places the organism in Eukaryota, Fungi, Ascomycota, Sordariomycetes, Sordariales, Chaetomiaceae. The record is from RefSeq and is a predicted model, not a curated record.
AUGCAUUUCUCCAAGCUCAUCACCGUCGCCGCCGCCGCUUUCAUCCAGGGCAGCGUGGCCGUCAAAGUCUUGACCUACAGCGGCCGUGACUGCACCGGCACGGAGCAGGAUGUCUCGGUCGAUCACAACGCAGCCUGUGAUCCCUCGACCCAGCGAUUUCAAUCCUACAAGGAGAAUGGAUGGGGAAAGAAGAACGGGCAGAGGAUUGCGUUCUACAGCCAACCGGGAUGCACUGCCGAGACCUUCUUGUACGACACGUACUCUUACGAUGGAGAUUACUUUCAUUCCCACCAGUGCUACAACAUCGACGGGCACUCCCCUUCCAAGUAUGCCCAGGGCAUGAGGCUCUACUAG